Messenger RNA from Mycena citricolor, 416 nucleotides. NCBI's taxonomy places the organism in Eukaryota, Fungi, Basidiomycota, Agaricomycetes, Agaricales, Mycenaceae. The record is from the annotation of a GenBank genome assembly.
CUACACUCGCUGAGGUAUGCAUUCUCUCUUACGAUCUAAUGACCUUACUUAUGACUUGUACCAUAGACUCUGUCUUCUAGGUACAGCUAAUGAUAUAGCUCCUGUGUCUCUACACUCGCUGAGACUCUGUCUUCUAGGUACAGCUAAUGAUAUAGCUCCUGUGUCUCUACACUCGCUGAGACUCUGUCUUCUAGGUGAUCGCUACUGGUCGUAUCUCCACUGCGCGGUAUUGUCUGCGACACAACAAACAUUCAGCCCGCGGAGCUGUCAAAAGCACAGUUUCGACGUCGGCGAACGGAUUGUAGAUCUGGGCCCUCGAUUGAGUGGCAGAACAGAAGUCAGCGCGGGGAUCUUUUUGUGACCUACACCGCCCGAAGGUAGCCGUUGAAUAAAAAUACUUGACUCAGCGAUUCUUG